Coregonus sp. 'balchen' is the source of this 3423-nucleotide messenger RNA. The record is from the annotation of a GenBank genome assembly. Lineage: Eukaryota; Metazoa; Chordata; Actinopteri; Salmoniformes; Salmonidae.
AGUGUGGUUGGAGUCGCUCGGGGCUCACUGUUGGUCUCAGAGUGUGUGUGUACCAUAAGGGAGGGCCGUGUCUCGUGUGUUUGGUGAAGGAACUUAAAGCAACACUGCAAACAUGACUACCGCCCAUAAAUUGGUGAUCGUCCGUCAUGGUGAGAGUGAGUGGAACCAGUACAACAAAUUCUGUGGCUGGUUUGAUGCCGACCUCAGCGAGAAGGGCCUGGAGGAGGCCAAGCGUGGUGCCAUGGCCAUCAAGGAGGCCGGCAUGAAGUUUGACAUCUGCCACACCUCCGUGCUGAAGCGCGCCGUCAAGACCCUGUGGAUCAUCCUGGAGGGCACAGACCAGAUGUGGCUGCCCGUGUACCGCACAUGGCGUCUGAACGAGCGCCACUACGGCGGCCUGACAGGUCUUAACAAGGCAGAGACAGCCGAGAAGCACGGAGAGGAGCAGGUCAAGAUCUGGCGUCGCUCCUUCGACAUCCCCCCUCCCCCCAUGGAACACAACCAUGCCUUCCACAAUACCAUCAGUGAGGUAAGAGGGGUGGUGUUGGAAGUAUUGGUGGUGCUAUUACUACACAAAACAGACCUGUGAUUCAAGUUUUAGACGUGUGAUUGCUGAUAUAGAAUAAUAACACCCCUAGUUUUACAAGGAAACCAGACAACGAUAGGAUAUCUAUGACUUGCUCAGGAGAUCCUGCAAGACUAAGACCUGCAGGUCUCAGUUGAAGUAAAACACCAUUGAAUGAAUGGAACAGCAUUGCAUGAAUGGAACAGCAUUGAAUGAAUGGAACAGCAUUGAAUGAAUGGAACAGCAUUGAAUGAAAUUCUAUGACUUCUCAUGUAUGACUACUUGUAUGAGCCUAAACAUGGACUGUAAAACUGCAACAUGUACCGCUUGAGUUACUAAGUAAGCUCUGCCAGGUUUACUUUGCAGCCCUCUAGUAUGUUACAUCACACUUGUCAGCACCUGCUGUUGUGAAGAUACAUUUGAGCAGUGUAACCCAACAUGAUGAUACAUUUGAGCAGUGUAACCCAACAUGAUGAUACAUUUGAGCAGUGUAACCCAACAUGCUGAUCCGUCCUCCCACCAGUCAAGGCGCUACAAGGGCUUGAAGCCCGGUGAGCUGCCCACAUGUGAAUCGCUGAAGGACACCAUUGCCCGCGCCCUGCCCUACUGGAACGAUGUCAUCGCACCUGAGAUCAAGGCCGGCAAGAACGUCAUCAUCGCUGCCCACGGCAACAGCCUCCGUGGAAUUGUCAAGCACUUAGAGGGUGAGUAUAAUGGGCUGCUGCGGUAGCUGGACACAGAGAGAGAGGGUGGGAAAGAGGGGGGACAGGGAAAGAGAGAGAGCAGAGGAGAGGACAUGGAGAAAGAGUGGUACAACUAACAUAGGAGAUGACAGUCAUACAAGGCAGGGGGGAACAUGGAAAAGUUUGGAAAUGACAGAGAGCACUUGCGGGAAAAGGUUAGAGGUCAUGUUUCACAAGGUAUGUCCAGUAUGGCAUGUAGUCAAACAUCACAUGACUCACAACACAGAUCUAAAAGAUGCAUAGCCACUGCACAGAUUGAAGCAGGGGUCUAGCCUCCCUUGAGGUUCUUGAGAAAGCAGCCAAGGAAGUGAGAGAAGGGAAGAACUCCAUUCGAGCAGCAGCAAGAGAUGAAAAAGAAAUAGACUGAAUGACACUGAAGAGGUACAUUGACAGAAAAGAAAACGAACAUGCACCUGUGUGAAAGAGAGGCUAUGAUAGAGUAGCAGAGGCACACAAGGUCUUAUCUGAUGACAUGGAGUCUGACUGCGCUUGCUAAACAUAUCAAGAAUCUUGCUGAUCAGUUUCAUGGGCUUAGUAGCCUCAAAUGCAGAGAACGUGCCUACAAAUGUGCACAUCGAAACAAUAUCACUGUCCCAGAUAACUGGUCAAGAAAUGGAAGGGUAAGUGAUAGUGAACAGAGAGAUCUAUAUCUGAAUAUAGGCAUACUUUUACCAACCAGCACCAUCACCCACUGUCACAGAACACCAUCACCUAGUGUCACAGGACACCUUCACUCACUUACCCCAAGGUGGCUCAACUUACCUUGUCCCUAACCUCAACUUACCCCAUGCCCCGGACAAGCUAUGUUUUCAAAACUGUUAUGUUUACAUGAAUUCUGAUUAUACACAACAUCCUGAAAUAUAUGUAGAUAUCUUUGUUAGAAAUAAUACUAUGUUAGUGAUGCUGAAUGUAAAAAUGGCUCAAUUUACCCCACUCUCCCCUACACUGAUGUAGGGACUGGCUGUACACAGUAAAUUCCUAAUAGGCUGUUGUUUGUUCAUUAUUUGUGGAUCACUGAGAAUAUAACAGCUGGACCCAUAGGCAUGGUACAUCACAAGCACCCAAUCACAUACAUAGAGUACACAAACACAUUCCCAGAUUACCAGGAGUCUAUAAAUAGCUGUGGCUCUCUCCCUGCUGGAGCUCAGACCGACACAGUGGAAAAGGCCAUGGGUGCGGUCCCGUUACGGGCACGACCUUUCUGCAGAAAGGUUUUGCAUUCUCUAGGAGUGGUGGGACCAGGGUGAUUCAGACAGGGUUGCAGAGGGAGAGACACAAGAGCAGAGGGAACAAGCUACUUAGUGCCCCCCUGAAAGAGGAGUAUGGAUGACCUCACCUGUCAAAGGGCACCAAAUGUUGCUCUUGUAAAGAGAGCUGGGUAGUGGGUACUAGCUAAGAAAUAUACCAGCCUUCGAGGAUCUGUACUUGACAUCCGUAGAAAGGAUUUCCCCUCCACUAGGAAUACACGUCCAAUACAGUGCGUAAUGUUAAUUACCUUGAAUAUGAAUGAUCAGUCUGGAUUUCCCAACCUAUUCUCUGUUCAUUCCUAACACAUAUUUCUGUCUGUCUGUCUGUCUCAGGCAUGUCCGACGCUGCCAUCAUGGAGUUGAACCUGCCAACAGGUAUCCCCAUUGUGUACGAGCUGGACGUGAACCUGAAGCCCGUCAAGCCCAUGGCUUUCCUGGGAGACGCCGAGACCGUAAAGAAGGCCAUGGAGGCCGUGGCUGCCCAGGGCAAGGCUAAGAAGUAAGCUAGCCUGGAGGUGUCAAGAGGAGAGAGAGAAAGUGACUGUUCCCCCCCAUCCCUAACUAUCAUCCACCCCUCCAUCUCCCCAUUCACCUGCUGUCCAUUCCAUCCUGGGAUAAAUGCUAUUUUUGGUUGUGGAAAUAGGCCCUGUGUAGCCACUUGUAUCUGAGAGGGAACAUCACGAAACCCAGAUAUGUGGUGAUUGUUCCAUAGAUCUAUGCAGGUUGUACCGGUACUGCACAAGUCUUGUCCACUCACCCAAACACACAGACUAUUGUGGAGUGUCACAGUCCCACUGUAGGAUUGGUUAAGCCCUGUGUUAAGGGCAGCACACUCUGACACAACAAAUAAAGAAACCAUAUUUUGUGU